Messenger RNA from Cavenderia fasciculata, 957 nucleotides. It is a transcript of the gene ppp2r4, whose product is annotated as serine/threonine-protein phosphatase 2A regulatory subunit B'. The transcript is spliced from 4 exons. NCBI's taxonomy places the organism in Eukaryota, Evosea, Eumycetozoa, Acytosteliales, Cavenderiaceae. Gene Ontology annotation, cellular component: nucleus; cytoplasm; protein phosphatase type 2A complex. The coding region runs from base 1 to 957 and encodes 318 amino acids. Gene Ontology annotation, molecular function: peptidyl-prolyl cis-trans isomerase activity; protein tyrosine phosphatase activator activity. Gene Ontology annotation, biological process: mitotic spindle organization. The record is from RefSeq and is a predicted model, not a curated record.
AUGAGUGAACAACAACAACAACAACAACAACAACAAACACAACAACCACAAACAUUUGUCGUACCAAGCAAAGUAAUAACGAAUCAGAAUGAUUUGAAUCGAUUCUUGGCCACUGAUACUGCCAAAGAGUUGUUAUCAUUCAUUCAGAGAAUGGGUGAUAAUGUGAUUGGUAAAUCAAGUAGAGAUGAAUGUAUUAUAUCAAAUACAACACAAAAUAUUAUAAAUGAAAUAACAAAGAUGAGUAAUUGGAUUGAUGAGAUACCACCACUUGCACAACCGAUGAGAUAUGGUAACAAAGCAUACAGAACAUUCUAUCAAAAGGUGGUUGACAAUAUAGUAGAUAUUCACAACAACAUUGUACCACAAGACAAACACGAUGCCAUUCAAGAACUAUCACCCUACUUGUUAGAUUCAUUGGGUAAUCAAACUCGUCUAGACUAUGGUACAGGUCACGAAUUACACUUUGUUUGUUGGUUAUAUUGUCUACGUAAAAUUGAUGUAUUAACAUCAACCGAUGAAAUUGCAUCUGUAUUGAAAAUAUUUACUUUAUACUUGGAUUUAGUACGUAAACUUCAAAGAGUAUAUGGUUUGGAACCAGCUGGAACACAUGGUGUUUGGAGUUUGGAUGAUUAUCAAUUCAUACCAUUUGUAUGGGGUGCUGCUCAACUCACCGAUAACAAAGAUCGUCUAAAACCAACUGAUAUCCUUCAACCAAAGCUAGUUGAUGAAUUUUAUCCAUUUUAUCUUUAUUUCUCUUGUAUCAAAUUUAUUAAUACUGUUAAAAAAGGACCAUUCCAUGAACAUUCACCAGACCUUUAUAAUAUAAGUGGAGCUGCUAAUUGGGCAAAGAUACAUCAAGGAAUGAUGAAAAAAUUCUAUGUUGAAGUAAUGACCAAAGUUCCAAUCAUUCAACAUUUUCUAUUUGGUUCCAUUAUUCCAUUUUCAAUUGACAAAUAA